AAGCAAGCUAAGUCACUGGAGUCCCCGUCAGCCGUAGCGGCACAACCCUCUGGACCCGCCUCAAAACGAGGUUCCUUUCUUUUGAUUCGUUAGCCUGUUUGUCAGUCUAUAAAAUCCUUACUAUGAUUUGAUAAAAGACAUGUCCAUCAUCCAAAUAACGAUAGCGUAACUAGAAGUUGCGGCGCAUCGACUGUGCUGAUUGGAGAGACGUUUGUUUUCUUCAAGGCUGGUUGGUGUUAGAAGCGUUUCGCCGCCCAGAAAUGUGGUCACGUGAUACGUCAACUUUCACCCAGGAUAUUUAUUGCCUGACUUCCCCUUAGCAACAGAGUGGCGGUGCUUGGUUACCCAGCAACCAAGAGACGCGUCCACUUCAAGGAGAGUCCUUAGAAAGGAAACCUGGACUUUUGUCCCGUGAAGAGGCUACCUGAUUGAUUUGCAAAGCAGUUAUCUGCUGUUUCUCCACAUCCUACCUCUGGUCUUCACCAAGGACACUGUCAUCAGAGCAAAGGAAAAGUCUGUGAAAGAAGAACUCAAUUUCUCAGGGAAUAUGAGCCGGCCGUAUGACUCGAUGGACCCGAAGGUGAUGGACGAUGACAUGCUCAAGGCAGCUGUUGGGGAGCAAGGCCCCCAGGAGGAGGCUGGGCAGCUAGCCAAGCAGGAGGGCAUCCUCUUCAAAGACGUCCUAUCCCUGCAGCUGGACUUCCAAAACAUCCUCCGCAUAGAUAACCUCUGGCAGUUUGAGAACCUGCAGAAGCUGCAGCUGAACAACAACAUCAUCGAGAGAAUCGAGGGCCUGGAAAACCUCACGCACCUGGUCUGGCUGGAUUUGUCCUUCAACAACAUCGAGGCCAUUGAGGGGCUGGAUACCCUGGUCAACCUGGAGGACCUCAGCUUGUCCAACAACCGGAUCUCCAGGAUAGACUCUUUAGAUGCCCUGGUGAAGCUGCAAGUGCUGUCACUGGGCAACAACCAGAUUAGCAACAUAAUGAAUGUGAGUACCAGGCUACAGAUACCCCGAUGCCUGAUCUCCCAUUGGUACCAUAGAACUCAGGAAGGGUCCAGGGGCACGGCAGGCUGCUUCAGGGCAGGCUCUUGGAGCACCCCCAGUUCUGUGGUUCCCCUAAUCUUAGGUUGCCUGGAAAGAAUUAGGCAUUCUCAUCUCCAAGGCCCCGUGACUUUCCCAGCUUUUAUGAAAGAUACCCUCCAACACACUGGCCAUGCUCACGAGGCCCGAGGAUGUGUGGCCGGAGGAACCAGAUAUCCAUUGGUAACAGUGCCUUUUCUGUUCCUGGGUCAGAAAGAGAUGGCGAAGAUAAAGCAUCAGUAUAGCAUUGAUGAGCUGAAGCACCGGGAGGCACAGAUGCAGGCCCGGCUGGAGGCCGAGAAGGCCCAGCAGGAAAAGCUGGCGGAGCACAAGAUGGCGUUCAUCGACCACUUGGAUGGCUCCUUCCUGUUUGACAGCAUGUAUUCCGAGGAUGUGGAGGGCAACAAGCUGUCCUACCUGCCUGGUGUUGGUGAGCUCCUUGAGACCUACAAGGACAAAUUUGUCAUCAUCUGCCUGAACAUUUUCGAGUAUGGCCUCAAGCAGCAGGAGAAGAGAAAGGCAGAGUUGGACACUUUCAACGAGUGCAUACAGGAGGCCAUCCAGGAGAACCAGAACCAGGGCAAGCUCAAGGUUGCCAAGUUUGAGGAAAAGCAUCUGCUGAAUGUGAAUGCCAUCCGAGAAGAGAGUGAACUGCCCAACAUCGAGAAGAAGCUGAUAGAGUGCAGUGAUGACAUCACCGAGCUGUUCAACAUGCUCAUGACGCUGGAGAUGCAGCUGGUGGAGCAACUGGAGGAGACUAUAAACAUAUUUGAAAGAAACAUCACUGACUUGGUGGGACUGUUUAUUGAAAAUGUCCAAAGUCUGAUGGCUCAGUGCCGGGACUUGGAGAACCAUCACCACGAGAAGCUCCUGGAGAUCGCCAUCAACACCCUGGAGAAGAUCCUCAAGGGCGAGAUGGAUGAGGACUUGCCAGAUGAUGUGCGGGCGCUCUUUGUUGACAAAGACACAAUUGUUAAUGCUGUCGGGGCAUCGCAUGACAUUCACCUCCUGAAGAUUGACAACCGAGAAGACGAGCUGGUGACUGGAAUCAACUCUUGGUGUGCACAUCUAUUAGACAAGAUUCACAAAGAUGAGAUCAUGAGGAACCGCAAGCGAGUGAAGGAGAUCAAUCAAUACAUCGACCACAUGCAGAGCGAGCUGGACAACCUGGAAUGUGGUGAUAUUAUAGACUAGGUGUCAGCCAGAGAUCCCCUGAUGGACCCAGCCCUGAGAGUUAUGGAAUUCCUUAGUUCACACCUACCCCAACACCCUUGGCAAUAAUUCUCAAUUAAAAAAAAAAAAGUCUUAGUAUUCUCUUAGCAGAAGACCAUGGCAGUGAUCAUGUAUGAGCAGAUCUUGAGCCACCCCCACAGACAUGUCUGGUGGCCAGCAGUCGGAGGGAAGUGUGCUGAUGGCAGAGUGCUGACCCCAUGCAUGUGCUAGUGCUCUUGGCUGCAUCUUUCCCUACUCUGGGUGCUGAGGACCAGAGAAGUGAGAGGCUGAGGCUCCUACUGCAGCACUGAGCUACAACAGCCUGGGCUGCUCCUGAAGGCAGAGGCCACAGCUCCCUUCAGCUCAGAACGUGGCUGCAUGAUCCUAAGUCAGGGGCUCAGCCUGGUUCUCCAGGCACAUCACCCUCCCACUAGGCACGGCAACAGGACAGAGCCUACUGCUAAGACUGUGGACGUGGCCAUGUGGAGAGGACGCUCAGGACUCCCAUUGGAAGAUGAGAUGAAAGAUGUACGUGUUAGCUUCCCAUCACUGUAACAAACACCAUACACAGUCAACUUAUAGAGAGAAAAGCUUUAUUUUAGAUCUUAGCUGCAUAGUUCAGUUCAUGGUCAGUUGGCAUCAUCAUGGCAGGCACACAGUAUAAACCUCCCACCUCAUGGCCAUAGAGAGAAGAGGAGGAAGGACGGGGUCUCAAGAACCCCCUUUGAUAGCACAUCCUCACUGACCUAAAGACUAAAGACCUCCCAUUAGGUUCUGCCAUCUAAUCACAAGACCCAGGGGGCACUGAUCUUUGAUACAUGAGCUUUUAGGGAUAGUAACUCAUGGGGAGGUCAUUUCUGCUUACCUCAGGUAAGAACAGACCAAAGAAACAAUUCCAUCCAAGUCCAGCAUAAUAACCAGUGGGCUUAAUUAGGAUGACUUACAGGAACACAGGCAAUUUGCAGGCAGUCUUGCCCUCCCUCUAGAAAUGGUAGAUACUUACAAUCCCUACAGAGGACACGAGCCUUACGGGCUCUCUCCUCCUCCCAUGAGGGAGUAUUAUCGGGCCAAUCUUGUGAUGGCCUCAUGUGGGUAAUUACAGCUGCUCUGAUUUCCAGAUGGCAAUGGCUAUGCCACACCUAAUGGACAGAUUUUCACAUAUUCUUUCCCCUGGCUCUGGCAUUCUUUCCAUUGCCUCUUCUGCAGGCUCCCUGUACCCUGGUGAGCAUGACUGCUAGAGAUGGACGGUCAUUUUCUUCCACUCAGGGCUGCGCACUUGUUCCCAGUAGUUUGAUCAACAAUCACCAUUCUUUAAUACUAAAAGCACUGUUAAUGAAGGCCAACCACAGAAGCACAGAUACUAGAAUCCAAUCUGAAAAUCAGACUGGAGCACACACCUGUAAUCCCAGGUUACAUUCAGCCACAUAGUGAGUUUAAGACAAGCCUAGGGUAAGACGCUGUCUCAAAAAAAAAAAAAAAAGUGUGUGUGUGGGGGAGGCCAGAUGGGUAGAAAGCAAGAGGGAGGUAGAAGGGCACACACAACCUCACAGUAAAGCACAUUCAUUUCACAAGACAGCAAUAGCUUCUCCACUAAAACCUGACCUCCUUUGCCACAGAUCUUGGGACAGUUUUGUUCAUACCCAUAUGUCAUGCCACUAUUGCAUGGUUGAAUUGUGCACAGCAUGCUGAGAGCGUAACACAGAGGUGCACAGCUAAGCAGGAUCAUUGGUAAGAACUCUCCCCAGCAGCCUGCACAGUGCUCUCCAACCUACCAGCUCAGCCAGUAUGGAGGGAGCUUCUAGUUCUGGUUCUGGUCUGCAACCAACAGCAGUCAGAACUAUGUGUACUGCGUGUGUACCUAAGGAACCUCCCCACCAGCAACUCAGGGAGGAAGCCCACCCUGGCACUGAAACUUUCAUUCACAACCUUAUUAUGUCUUCUGGCUGUGCCUUUUCCUACUCAGGUGCCUUCUGAGUUGACACUCAUGGUUUUUUUUUUUUUUUUU
Molecule: messenger RNA, 4301 nt
Organism: Alexandromys fortis (reed vole)
Lineage: Eukaryota; Metazoa; Chordata; Mammalia; Rodentia; Cricetidae
Gene: Drc3
Product: dynein regulatory complex subunit 3
Exons: 13
Coding region: 548-2278 (576 amino acids)
Cellular component (GO): cilium
Molecular function (GO): protein binding
Source: RefSeq, a predicted model, not a curated record